AUGUCUAAUCCUAACAAACAACAAUCCUAUGAAAUAUACCCUGCCCUAAUAACAUAUUUGAAAGGGCGUGAGUCCAAUUUUUGGUCGUACAUGGAGUUUUUGACUCUAAACCGCACUAUCAUCAUCGACUUGCCACCAUUUACAAACAAUUGGACAGAACUAAAUGACACGUGGUUUAAACGAUUUGUGCAAGCAUCGGAAGAGCUGGGUCCGGUAUCAAUAGCUGUCGUGGAAGAGAAGGUGUUACCUGAAUCCGGAUUGUGGGAAGUUUUCCUAGUUCUCACUAUUUGCGAUAUGAUCUAUUUUGUUUUGGAUGUUCGUCUGUACUGGGAGAAUGUUAUAGAUGAGCGCAACAAGGCAAAGAAAAAUGUGGAUGAAGAGAUUCAGGACGAAUUCAAACCACCGUCGAAAAGGCUCAAGAAGGAUGAACCAGAAAAGAUACCGGAGCCGACAGAAGUAUGGUUAACAUUUUUAUUCUUAGCGUAUUUUAAAACCUUGUAUUUUGAAAGUUGUGUAAGAACAAAGUGGCUACUGUCAUCACUUACCGAGGCUGACCUAAUGGAACUCGAAGAAGUGUCUGAUGAAUCAUCUUUAAAACCUCUCAAAAUAUUUUCAACAGGAUCGUUUAUUGAUCUGAGAAAAGGUGGAGGUUAUUAUUUAGACAAGACUCUCUUCAUCUCUAAAAUAGAGGAUCUUAAUGUUUGUGCCAUCCUUUCUCUACGUCCUCGUCGCUUUGGAAAAACAUUAUUCCUCUCCACUUUAUCGUCUUAUUACGACAUAAAGAACAGAGAAAAAUUCAAUCAAAUCUUUGGUGAUUUAUACAUCGGAAAAAAACCAACAUCAUUAGCAACAUCAUUUCUCAUCCUCGAAAUCGAUUUUUCUGGACUUCGCACUAACGAAACAUAUGACAUCUUUAAUGCGAACUUUCACGCAACUUUGAAUAUACAUAUGUCAUGGUUUAUGGACCGAUAUAAACAAGAGUUGGGACCUUAUUCUCAAGUUAUUGAUGAAAAUGGAGAUGCUUUGGCAAAUUUCUUGAGGCUACUAAAAGCGGUGCAAUCAAGUGGUCACAAACUCUAUGUUUUUAUUGAUGAAUAUGACGCUAGUAUGAACGAAGCUCUCGGAAACGAAACUAUCCUUCAAGAUCUCACCAAUCAUCACAAUGAAAGUGUCUUCAUUAAAAGCAAAAUCAGAUUAAUUGAAAGUUCGAUCGGACAAUUCUACAGUCGUUUGAAGACUGCUUGUGAUAAAGGCAUUGCCCGUGUUUUUCAAACUGGCGUAACUCCUGUUGUUUUGACUGAAAUCACCUCGGGUUUUAAUAUUUCAGCAGAUCUUGCAUUAAAAGAAGAAUUUUGGGAUUUGUAUGGAUUCAAGAAAUCUGAUGUUGAACUUCUAUUGGAUAAUGCUUUUGGAAAUGGUUUUCCAUUUGAUGUUAAGGAGGAGAUAAUGAAAUGGUUAAAGGAGGAACUUGGCGGGUAUUUUUUUAACCCUGUUCAACCUGAAGGCAUUUUCAAUACUACUUGGACUUUGUACUGUAUUCAGAUGUUUAUUGGACGAAUGAAAUAUAUAGACUAUAGUGAUGACACUUCAAUUAUCAUGAAAAAGCUUAUUCAUUUUCCUUCCAAUCCGCACACACAGCCAUUGAACUUGAUCAUCAACAAUCCCCUUGGCAAAUCCAUUCUUACCGAAGCACUCAAUGGACGUCCUCUCGAAUCCGAAAAUGGUAUAAAACAAGGAUUUCGACUUACAAACAUUCGUGAACUUGCCACCGAUCGUACCUCGUUAUUAUCAUUCUUGUUUUAUACUGGUGAUCUCACAUAUCAACCAAACUUAUUACAACACAAUUUUCAAAUCCCAAAUCGUGUUUCUAGGAGAGAAUUUAUUGCAGAGGCACUUAAGAUUUAUGAUUGGAAAAAGGAGGAUUUAAUUCCUGUACGUGAGUGUUUGCAGAUUUUGGAGGGGGAAAACAACAUUGAACCACUCUGCCGAUUUGUAGAGCAAGCUUUACUCAAGCCAUUGAAGGACAAUAGUGUUAAACACUCAAAUGAAGAUGCUUUAAAGCAGGCGUUUUUGGAUACUUUAAUUCUCACUCUUCACGCAGACAUUGAACCAGAAUUUCGGGUGUAUUCUCAGAGUUCUAAUUUAAGUGGAAAAGCAAUUGAUCUAGUGAAGACAAGUACCAGAAGAAGGAUAGCAAUCGAAUUUGAUAACAUCGGGAUGAAAUACAUUAAAUUGGACGGAGCUCGAGGUAGCUGGCAGGAAGCAACCCAAGUGUCACGAUCAUUGGUGUCAAAAUCAGAGGAUGAAAUUUUAAGCCUUGAAAUUAGUGACCCAUACCGGCCAAAUCAAAAAACAGUUCAUGAAGCUUUGGAAUUGAAGAUUAAAGAGAAAAGCAACGAGUAUUUAGAGCAAUUAAAAAAACGAAAUGAUGCAGAGUUGAGAUUUAUUUCUAAUGAAUUGGAUAUACCUUCUACAGGAGAUAUUUCGCAGUCAUCUGCUUGUCCAGAAUUACCUGAACUAGAACAUUGCUCGACACGAUCUAAAUCUCCAACAGAGCCUGAAUUUCCUGCAACCUCUUUGCUACAAGACCGAUACAUUAUCGAUAACGAUUCAGUGAGAUUCUAG
This is a messenger RNA of Acaulospora morrowiae, 2625 nucleotides long. The record is from the annotation of a GenBank genome assembly. NCBI's taxonomy places the organism in Eukaryota, Fungi, Glomeromycota, Glomeromycetes, Diversisporales, Acaulosporaceae.